UCAAACAAACGCGAUCACGGAGCCGCUUUGAAGCUGACUUUGUGAUUGAUUAAAUUGCUAGCAUUAGGAUGUUAGCAUGCUCAGGGAAUAUUGCUCAUAGAAUGAGUAAGCUCAUGCAACCACACGCAUUUUUUCUUACCUCAGUAGAAAACUAGUUAGACCAGAAAACUGGUCGCGGAAACUCGUUUGGUAAGGGACCCGCCCUUUAUAGAAGAAUAGGGGUUGGCAAAAACAAGCACUUGACAGAAGAGUCUACAAUGGACCAUCAGUCGCAGAUCGAAGAGAUUGUGUCCACAGCCCAUUUUGGAGAUUUGAUAGAAUUUGUAUAUCCCAUUGGAUAUUCACACUGGGGAGUUUAUGUUGAAGACGGAUUUGUCAUUCAUUUCGCUGUCGCAGACCAAAGCCAACUGAUGACCAAAGUCAGCGGCUAUUUGCAAGCGGCCUUCCCCGUGUGCGGGGACCUGCUCCUGGGAGCAACGAAGAUCCGCAGGGUACCGCUGGCCCAGGUGACGGUGCCGAAGGGAGCGCGCAUCACCAUCGGCAACAACGUCCACGCCGGCAAGCCGUCCUCCGUAAAGAAGAUGAGAGAGCGCCUCGACGUGCUGCUGGACAAACAGUUUGGUUACGAUCUGUUCACCUUCAACUGUGAACACUUCGCCACCUAUGUGCGCUAUGGACAGGCUGUGUGUAACCAGCUUCCUGGACGUGCCAAGGACAAAGAGUGUGAGGUAGCCACGGAAAAAUUUGAUGACAUCGUCAUGUCCGCCGAUAUUUCGCGAGAACUAUUCAAAUUCUAACUGUCGAAUAACGAAACAAACGGAAUAACAUCUGCAUUUGAAUUCGAAGAAAACAAUCAACAUUCCGAAGGACUAAAGACACAAUGUUACAAAGAUUAAAGCAGUAUAAUAUUCUAAUUUGGGUAAAUGUGUAGCUUUCCAGAAUAGGAUGAAAUUUAGAUGUACUUUUUUUUAUUUACUUUAAAUUCAUUAAGUAACAGGACAACCACAAUUAAUCGUUCACUCUCAACUUGGGCCUACUUGAAAAUCAAAACAUGACAUUUGUAAUAAAUUAUUUUAUGUAAUGCCAAUAAAUACUUCCCAAAAUA
Molecule: messenger RNA, 1105 nt
Organism: Gadus morhua (Atlantic cod)
Lineage: Eukaryota; Metazoa; Chordata; Actinopteri; Gadiformes; Gadidae
Product: lecithin retinol acyltransferase family protein
Exons: 4
Coding region: 258-797 (179 amino acids)
Biological process (GO): N-acylphosphatidylethanolamine metabolic process
Cellular component (GO): cytoplasm
Molecular function (GO): A2-type glycerophospholipase activity; glycerophospholipid phospholipase A1 activity
Source: RefSeq, a predicted model, not a curated record